AUUUUCAGUUUAAUUCUGCCCACUCCCUAUAUUUCUUGGUUCUUGUAACUGGAUUCGUGACCAUAAGAUCUCUAUCCUCUGCAAAAAGGUAGUAGAGCCUGUCAAUAUUAAAUAUGUAUUUAAAGAAAAACCCCACCACCAACAACGACAAACCGUGAGAGCAGAAAGGGAACUCAUUAAUCAUAUUCAUUUGUCUACAUAUACGUGCUGUUGCAUGGAUUUAAAUUGCAAUUUUCGUAUCACUGUGAUUUUGCAGGGUCAAGUUGAUAUAGUUCAAUCUUCAAAGUUCCAGAAUACAUGGAAGGUGAACCAGUUAAUGUUAAUGAGUUCCAAGAAUUGGCUAGGCAAGCCCUUCCCAAAAUAUACUAUGACUAUUAUAGUGGUGGAGCUGAGGAUGAGUACACACUAAAACAAAAUGUGGAAGCAUUUCAAGGAAUUACGAUCCGGCCAAGAAUACUUGUUGAUAUCAGCAGAAUCGAUUUGUCAACAACUGUUCUCGGCUACAAAAUCUCAGCGCCCAUUUUGAUUGCUCCAAGUGCUAAGCAUAAGUGGGCACACCCUGAAGGUGAGGUUGCCACAGCCAGAGCAGCUGCUGCAUGUGAUACAAUAAUGAUUUUAUCCUACAGGUCUACCUGUACUAUUGAGGAGGUCGCUUCAAGCUGCAAUGCUGUUCGGUUCUUCCAGUGUUAUGUAUACAAGAGGCGAGAUAUAUCUGCUAAUUUAGUACAGAGAGCUGAAAGAUGUGGAUACAAGGCCAUUGUCCUAACGGUUGAUAGCCCUAGGCUUGGUCGAAGGGAGAAAGACAUAAAGAACAAAAUGGUUAACCCUCAAUUGAAGAACUUUGAAGGUCUUGUAUCGACUCAAGUUUCCACUGAUGACGGUUCAAACAUAGAAGCAUUUGAUGCCAACACUGCAUUUGAUGCCUCUUUGUCUUGGAAGGAUAUAGGAUGGUUAAGAUCUAUUACAAACUUGCCAGUUCUGCUCAAGGGAGUACUUACCCAUGAAGAUGCAAUAAAGGCUGUUGAAGUAGGGGUUGAUGGGAUUGUUGUCUCAAAUCAUGGAGCUCGCCAGCUAGACUAUGUUCCACCCUCUAUUUCUGUUCUAGAAGAGGUGGUUGGUGCAGUUAAGGGAAAGGUUCCUGUUUUAUUUGAUGGAGGAAUAAGAGGAGGAACAGAUGUUUUCAAGGCGUUAGCCCUUGGUGCGCAAGCUGUCCUUAGUUGCAGAUUGGAAGGCCAGCAGUUUACGGACUUGCAGCAAAGGGAGAAUACGGGGUGAAAAGGGUUAUUGAAAUGCUAAGGGAUGAACUUGAGCUCACCAUGGCCCUCUCUGGAUGCCCUACUCUCAACCAUAUUUCCAGAAAACAUGUCAGAACUAAGCAUGAGAGACCCCGCUCCAUGCUUUAAAAUACUACUUCAAUAUUGUUGAAUCGUAUUCAUAAAUGUAUUCAGAUCAUUCCUGAAUCUGUCAUAAUUUAAUUAAACAAACUCAUAAAUCAGCUCCUAUUAAUGGUUGUACUACUUUUCAUUUGAGGCAAUAGAGGAAACUGCGACCCUGUAUUAUUCAAGCAUUCUGAAGAAUAUUAGUAAAUUUAAAUUACCAAUGAAAUUUAAUGUUUCAUCUA
This is a messenger RNA of Gossypium raimondii (Peruvian cotton), 1621 nucleotides long. Its product is annotated as peroxisomal (S)-2-hydroxyacid oxidase GLO4. The coding region runs from base 298 to 1275 and encodes 325 amino acids. The transcript has 12 exons. Gene Ontology annotation, molecular function: oxidoreductase activity; FMN binding. The record is from RefSeq and is a predicted model, not a curated record. NCBI's taxonomy places the organism in Eukaryota, Viridiplantae, Streptophyta, Magnoliopsida, Malvales, Malvaceae.